AUGACGUCUACAACUGCAAAAAAAACUUCUGCUCCUAAGAAACCCGGAUCCCGUCCUCCUUAUGCUUCUAAUUUCAGGAAAUUGCUUUUAGUUCGGAUGAAGAAGCUUGUUGCUUAUGGUAAACUCACUAAACUCAAGGGCUCUUUCAAGCUGGCCUCAACCGCUACUGAACCCGCCGCUCCGGUGAAGCCAAAGAAGGGUGUUGCCGCUGGUGUUCUUGUUUGA
This is a messenger RNA of Nicotiana attenuata, 225 nucleotides long. Its product is annotated as histone H1-like. NCBI's taxonomy places the organism in Eukaryota, Viridiplantae, Streptophyta, Magnoliopsida, Solanales, Solanaceae. The transcript has a single exon. Bases 1 to 225 code for a protein of 74 amino acids. The record is from RefSeq and is a predicted model, not a curated record.